Messenger RNA from Musa acuminata AAA Group (dessert banana), 3224 nucleotides. Its product is annotated as secretory carrier-associated membrane protein 4. NCBI's taxonomy places the organism in Eukaryota, Viridiplantae, Streptophyta, Magnoliopsida, Zingiberales, Musaceae. The transcript has 13 exons. Gene Ontology annotation, biological process: protein transport. Gene Ontology annotation, cellular component: trans-Golgi network membrane; recycling endosome membrane. The coding region runs from base 1883 to 2899 and encodes 338 amino acids. The record is from RefSeq and is a predicted model, not a curated record.
AGAUGAUGUCAGACGCUACCUCAGGAAAUGAAGAAAUCAGUCUUGUUCUGAUAAAAUUAAUUCUAGUAUAUGAUUCUGUUUUUUUUGAAACUCUGAACUAGGAGAUAAACAAAUGUUGAAGUAUUUUUUUCAUUAUUUCUUUUAACAAUCUUCUGAACCUUAUUCUUGAAUUAAAUUUUUAUGCCUUUCAUGACAUUAAGAUCCUCAAUUUUUCUGUGGACCCAUGAUAUCGAAUUUGACUAAUUAUUGGUGGUUAAUCCAGUAGAUAAAACAACUUCCACUUUAUUAUUCUGGAGGAUUCUGAAUUAGCUGCAAUGUUAUUUGUACAGACUGAUACUUGUAGCUGCCCAUCUUUGUUAUCAUGGAUGUAGUUGAGACAAGCAUUAUGAACAUCAAGCUAGGAUCACCAGUCACCUGUUCGAGAGAAAAAUUGCUGAUUCCUGAAUAAUUAUAGUGAUAAAUAUUGCACUUUUCUGGUACAAGUGCCAUGUAUCAGUUGGUGAGAUGUGAUUCUUUUUCUUUGUAUAUUCUGUCUGCAAAAUGCGUUCUUGUUUUGCUUAUGCUUAUUUGUUCUAUAUCCAUUGGUUAAGAACUUAAUGUGAGGUAGUUCAGUUGCAUCUAUUUACACAAAAUUCGGGUGAAGAUGGCAGCAUGUCAAAGAUAAGUGAAGAUCUUGGGGCAUGUUAAACUAGUAAUAUAUGGGGAUUUUGUCCUUUGGGACUUGUAGCAAAUGCCCUUUAUUCAGACAUCACUGAGCAUCUUGUUUGUACUUCCUUUGAAACUAACUUUGCAGCAAAGAGUUAGAGUAACAAAAGAUUUUCUUUUAUCAAAAUAUUGGGAAAACAGAAGUUUGUUGAUGACUCUGAAGGAAUGCUCUAAUCUGGAAUUCUCAACUUUUCAUCACUGGAGGUCAGGUAACACAUUGGCAGUAUAAAAUCUGCUAAAGUUUGUCUAUAAAAACUCAGUUGUUUUAGGAUCAUACAGCAAACAUUACUGGGUUGGACUAAUGGUAAAAUCGGCAGGUGGAGGUUGUGAAAGGAGAGCCAAAGUAGGAAAGUUGCACCGGAGAUGUAAGUGAGCAGCUGUGCAUGGUCUUGAGAAUGACAUCAACCCAUGUUGCCUGAAAGUUAAGCCAGUAGUGCUGAUGAAUGGACUACACAUUGAGCAUUGUUGGAGAAAAGAAUCAUUUUUACUUUGUUGAAUUUUAUGAUUCUGUUGGUACAUAGGAGGAACAAGCAUUUUGAUGGAAAUGCUUAGGUCAUGGAACAGUGAUGGUGAAAUUGUGUUGUUAUCCGGGAAGUCGUUUAGCCUUAUUCUCAGGUAUGGUGAACACCCACAAACAUCCUGUGUGGUAUGUUGCCUGCUGUAAUGUGUUGCUGCAUAGUUUGUGGUCCUUUACAAGGUAAAUAGUUGCUGAUUUUUUUUUUUAAUGACUACUUUUAAUUUUAUUAUGAAACUAGGGAUGUUUACUGCCACAUGUCUACACCAAUCUCAAUCAACAGAAAAAAGAGAUCCUGGAAUCUGCAUUUCAAUUUAUGGAGUGUACAUGUCAAAAUUGUUCAUUAUGUGUGACCUAUAUAUUCUAACAUCUCUUUGCUAUUUUGUCAGUGACUCAGGUGAUCCCACAAAGUUUAGAUUGGUUUUGUCCGCUGACGCCUGAGCAUUCCAAGGAGAAGUUCAUACAUUGCUUCACCAAGGAAAACAAGAAGUGAAUAAGGGGAGGCAUAAUAUAAUAUUUGAAGAUGGGGAUGGGUAUUUGAAGAUGGGGAUGUGUACGCCACUCGCGUUGUGAAAUGACGAAUGUACCCUCUCCCUUCGACCCGGCCUCGGCACCGAUGAUGGCAUUCCUGUUAUUUUCUGUCUCUCUCAGGGACAGUUGCUCAUGCCGGGAUGGAGUCUAACAGGAUGCGCGAGAGGCCGUGUCGUCCUCAAAAGGCUACCACCGCCGCGUUCGAUCGCUCCCCCCGCCCCCCCCUUCGGCUGCUUCGUUGCCAAGACAGAGUGCAUUAGGAGGGCAAAAAGGAGGACGAGAGAGAGAGAGAGAGAGAGAGAGAGAUUGGAAUCAUUGCUCAGUCUGGUUCUUGUAGAUCGGUACACGAUGUCUCGCGAUCCCAAUCCGUUCGACGAAAUGGACGUGAACCCGUUCGCGACUUCAGCUGCUUCUGGAUCUAAUUCUCGCCUUCCUACACUGGCAUCAAAAGCCUUUGGAUUUGGUAACAAGAAUGACGCGACAGUGGACAUACCAUUGGACACAGUAAAUGAUGCAAAGAAAAGGGAGAAGGAACUCGCCACAUGGGAAGAGAACCUGAAAAGGAGGGAAAUGGACAUUAAACGAAGGGAGGAUGCAUUGUCAAGAGCUGGUGUCACUAUUGAGGAAAAGAACUGGCCACCGUUUUUUCCUAUCAUUCAUCAUGAUAUAGCCAAGGAAAUUCCAGUGCAUGCUCAGAGGUUGCAAUACUUGGCAUUUGCUAGUUGGUUAGGAAUUCUCCUCUGUCUUUCAUGGAAUGUUAUUGCUGUGAUUGUUUGCUGGAUUAAAGGGGGAGGCGUGAAGAUCUUUUUCCUUGCAAUUAUCUAUGGUUUGCUUGGAUGUCCUCUUUCAUAUGUGCUUUGGUACAGACCUUUGUACCGUGCAAUGAGGACUGAUAGUGCACUUAAGUUUGGGUGGUUUUUCCUAUUCUACCUGAUCCAUGUUGGUUUUUGUAUCCUUGCUGCCAUUGCUCCUCCGAUUGUGUUCCAUGGGAAGUCAUUAACGGGAAUCCUUGCAGCAAUUGAUACCUUUUCAGAUCAUGCAUUGGUUGGGAUCUUCUACCUGGUUGGCUUUGGUUUGUUUUGCUUAGAGACACUAAUAAGCUUGUGGGUACUUCAGAGAGUUUAUAUGUACUUCAGAGGGCACGAGUGACGAUGCAAGGUUAGCCACUUUCCAGUGCGAAAGUUCCAGACAACCAAUAUGAUACAUGGACAGAGAAAUCUCUUCGACUCUUUUCCAUUACGGCAUAUUAUUAGGUGGUGUAUAAUAAUAUAUAUUGUGGAAUUUAUUGGUCUAGUUUUCACAGUUUCUUUCCUCUUGGGAGCCCAUCUUUCAUCGUACUUGAUAUUUUUCAGUAUUUUGUAUUAUUCAUGAUGUUAGUCUGUUAAAUAUGUUACAUCAUGUUAUUUCUGGGUCACCAACAUAUCGUAGUGCGUUUUUGUUGAAGUGAGAAACAGGUAUUGCCUUAUUGUUCCUA